This is a messenger RNA of Molossus molossus (Pallas's mastiff bat), 3983 nucleotides long. It is a transcript of the gene UBALD2, whose product is annotated as UBA like domain containing 2. The record is from RefSeq and is a predicted model, not a curated record. Lineage: Eukaryota; Metazoa; Chordata; Mammalia; Chiroptera; Molossidae. The transcript has 4 exons. Bases 46 to 546 code for a protein of 166 amino acids. Gene Ontology annotation, molecular function: protein binding.
CCGGCCUCCCGUGGCCGCCGAGCCUGAUCGCGCGCCGGCCAGACCAUGUCGGUGAACAUGGAUGAGCUGCGGCACCAGGUCAUGAUCAACCAGUUCGUGCUGGCCGCGGGCUGUGCGGCCGACCAGGCGAAGCAGCUGCUGCAGGCGGCCCACUGGCAGUUCGAGACCGCCCUGAGCACGUUUUUCCAAGAAACCAACAUUCCCAACAGCCACCACCACCCGCAGAUGAUGUGCACCCCCAGCAACACACCAGCCACGCCGCCCAACUUCCCCGACGCCCUGGCCAUGUUCUCCAAGCUUCGCACCUCUGAGGGCCUACAGAGCAGCAACAGCCCCAUGACGGCCGUGGCCUGCUCUCCUCCUGCAAACUUCAGCCCCUUCUGGGCCUCAUCCCCACCCAGCCACCAGGCCACCUGGAUCCCACCCUCCUCCCCAACGGCCCACAGCUUCCACCACCUGCACCACCCACAGCCCACGUGGCCCCCCGGAGCACAGCAGGGGGGCCCCCAGCAGAAAGCCAUGGCUGCAGUGGACGGCCAGAGAUGAGACUGGACGCACCGCGCGCUGGGCUGGAGCUGGGGGCAGUCCGGGUCGUGGGGACACAGGCGGGCUGGGGGGCUGGGGCAGGUGGGGGUUUCCUGAAGAUCGCACUGGAAGAUUUUAUAAAGGAAUUUGGGGGGUGGGGGGAUAGUAAACUUCCUGAGCCACUUGGGUCCUUCAGGAGUUUCUCUUCAGGCAAGUUUUUCUGUUUUUAAUAUAUAACUGUAAUAUAUAAAUAUAUAAAUAUAAUGUAUGUGAAUGGGGCAGGCUGGCCUGGGGAAUUGGGGUCAGAAGAGCCCCCCCGCGCUCAGCAUCCCUUCCUCCGCCUGCCCCAGGCAGGUGCUGCGGAGCCGAGUGGUGUGAUGCUGCAGGCGCAAGGGGUCUGCGAGCUGCCACCUGUCCAAGGUCAUGCUUCUGCAACGGGGACGAAAAGGGCCACCACCACGCCAAGUGUCGGCUACAGGAGGGGCUCCUGGAGGUGCCUGGUGGCAAAGGUGUGGGCCUCUGCCAUCAUGAGACUUUGCCCCCCCUCCAGUUGGCAAGGGUCAGAGGCCCAGGUUCCGCCUCGCUCUUGGCUUUGUGUCCUGACAGCGGACGCCAGAGUGGAGCUUGCCUUUGGAUCUAGUUCCCAAAUCAAUCAUUUCACCAGGGUGAACUUUUAAUUUAAAAACUUAAAAAGAGACUUUUCUAACUUCCCUGGUUUGCGAUGCCUUUAUUUGCCUUGGAGAGAAAGCUCUGUGCUUGGGAAGGGGCAGUGGUUGGGGAUCAGAACGGGGCACCUGGCCAUGUAGCUGGCCUGUUCGGACAAGGUCUGGAUGUCAGGACCAGGAGGGUGAUGGACAGGUUGGUCCAGUUGAGUGAGGAGGGAGGAAGAGGAUGGGUCCUGACUUGGUUGCUUGCGACCCCCUCUCCCUCUUGACCUUUGCUGCGGGUCACAGCCAGGCUCAGCCCUGCAGCCACUGUCCUCAUCUAUAGUGGGGGUGGGGCGGGGCUGCCCCCACCUGCUGGCAGCCCCAGACCCCUUCCUACUGGGCCCAUCUCUGCUCUGCUGUUCCUGCCCUUGCCCCCUCCCUCUGCGAUAGCCUGUCCUUGUGGGCAUGCCGUGUGGCAGUGGUCCAGAGGCCAGCCAAGGCUGCCCAGAGACGGGGUGGGCUUCAGAGAGACCGAAUGUUCCCACCUUCCCACAGCCUCCAGGCGUCAGAACAGGCAGGAGGCAGCUCCUGGCCCAGCAGGGCCCUUGCUCGCCUCCUCCAGUGCAGGUGGGGCGCAUGGUGAGGAGCCUGUUCCCCGGGUGUCCGGGGCUGGCCCCGCAAUGGGACUGGGGGACCUGGAGCUUCAGGCCCAAAGUGAGGUGACCCUUGAGAAGGACCCUUGCUAGCAAGCGCAGCCACCUGUUCCAGGCCUCGGUCUCCUCAAGCCUGCUGCGGGACUGCCCCAGCCCCCUGCGUGCGACCCUGUCCUUUGAGGCUGGGUUUGUCCUUUCAGUUUUAUUUCCUGGUUGGAAACCCCUGAGGCUCCUCCCACCCUCGCCCCUAACCCUGCCCACCUGUGCUUUCCCAGGAUGGAAGGGACAGUCCCUGGGUGUGUGGGUACGUGUGUGGGUGGUCGUGCUGGGACGUGGGCACAGGCUGGUGAGGGCCAGUGGCGGGCCCAGGUGUGGGGCGGGUUGUCGCAUGGGGAAUGCCGAUCCUUGUCCCGCGGGUGUGAGGCAGGCCUGGGGGCAGAGGGCCGCCGGUCCCUGCAGCUGCUCCUCCCUGCCUCGCUGGUGAGGGGCUUCUGGACUUUCUCAGGGAGGGGAGAGAAACGAGGGCCCAGGCAGGAGAGAGGAGAGGCUGUGGCCAUGGCUCCUGCCUCCAGAGGCAAGGACACUGGGAUGGGCCCACGUGGGCCUGAGGUUGCCUCCUGCCAUCUGGCCUGAGUGUUCUGUCACCGCAUCAAGAUGAAUGGCAUCUUGGUAGAUGGGGAAAGAAGGGGGAAGCCCCUCUGCCAGGAACACCUGCCUUACCCAUGACACCCUAGCCACCCCACCCUCUGCCCACACGGGGUGGGGACAGGAGAGAAACUUCUCGGGGCUGCUUCCUGCCACACUUCUGUGUGGUUCUGUCACCCCAUCCCCUCACACCCCAAAGCAGGCCUCCUUUCCCAUGGGGGGGUGGGAGACAGAGACUGGGGGUGGGGGAUCCCCACCAUUGAGCAGGGAGCCAAUGAGAGCAGACCUGAGGCACAAAACUGCUUCAGUGACUUUAGAGUCCUCGAGGUGGCGGCAACCCUGGGGCUCCCGAAGGGACGGGGGCUGGUCCUUGCAGCUGCUGCACCUGCCUGAGCCCAGGCACACUCCUGUCCCUGUCCCCUCCAGCCCGCCAAGACGGUCAGCACGGGGGGCAGCAGCGAGCCCUCCUGCCUGCCGGGGACAAGCGGAGAAAAGCAGUUGGGGCUGCGUGGGCCGGAGGACAAGGCCCGGCCUCCAGGCAGCACUCUUCUCUGUUUCAGGGCUGGGAGGAGAAGGGGCCAGGGAAACAGCCCAGCCCGCAGCCCCGCGUCUGCAUCCUCCUGCCUCUGCAGGGUGGGCUGAAGAGGACCUCAAAGAGAACCUUCUCGGGGGCUGGGGGCGAGCCAGCGGCAGGAGAGCAGCGGGCAGCUGCCGCCUCGCCUUCGCUCCAAGCUCUGCUCCGUGAGUGGACGACCUCGGCCCCCGGGUGGGCUCCUCCUGCCCCUCCGCGGGAGGCAGGUCCAGGGGCAUCUCCAGGCCCGCGGCUGGCUCCCUGGCGCUGGGCAGGUGGGCCAAGGUUGUCUGGGAGAGGCGCCCCUCCGAGGAGACCGGUCUGUCUGUCCGCUGACGAGGAGGAGCUGCAAGACAGAAGGGCUGACACGGCUCUGCCUCGACUCCCAUGCCACCAGCGUGCCCAGAGCCCAGGGCAGGCGGAGCGGCCCGCCAGCCAGGCGCAGCAGACCGUGCUGGAGAGGGGCCCCCGGGGCUGGGGGUGCAGUCCUCUCGAGCUCCUAAGCAAGGCCCUUUAGCAUCCCCGAGUGAGAGAGAAAAGCCCUCCGUCGGGGCCAAGGGCCCGCCCCUUCGGUAAUGUUUCCUCACGAAUACAGGGCAAUAAUCACACUACGUGCAGGAAUCUUCCAGACCCCCUUCCUCUCCUGCUCCCGUGACGUCUCAAGUGCCCUUGGAGUAGUCAGUGGGAUGCCAAGGAGAAGGGAGCACAGUGCCCCCAGGAAAACAGUUCUGUGGCCAGGGCCGGAGACCCGUGGCUGCCCACCACUGACUCUGCUCCGGGGCCUCUCACCUGGGGCCGGGGGGCUGGGCUUUGAAUCCCAGCGCCGCCCCCCAGCUGUGUGCGCUGGGCAAGUGCCGCCCCUUCUGUGCCCGGGUUUCCCAGCGUUCAGUGAGGCUGACAGCGGCCCCUCCCGCUAAUGUUGGCGCGAGGACUAAAACGGUU